AUGUACAAACACAGUUCUCUAUGCGCACUUCAACAGCUUUUCGUGAUAUUAUUUAGCUUCAAAGGUGCAGGAUUUCUUUCAAUCAACCAACAAGUGAGAAAGUAAGUACAGCAGAGAGAAAGAAAAUUAUCUUUAUUCGUUCAUUGUUCUUGUUCUUUUCCAUUCCACUACACACUGUUAUUACUGUCAACUUCUUUUCCAUUCCACUACACAAUGUUAUUACUGUCAAGUUCAGACAGAUUCUUUCUUUCAGGGGCCUUGUCGUCAAAAUGACCAAGCUGUAUAGGUGAAGGUUGAAUAAAUAAAUAAAUUACAUUUCACAGAUCCCCCUCCUUCUCCCCAACCCCUCCCAUCCUCAGCCCCCUCUCCACUCACCUGCCUCAUUCCUCCUGUGUACCUCCCCUUGGGCAGGUAAACCAGUCGGGUAUAUAAAUAUAUUCAAACCUGAGUUAGCUAUCCAGGGAGCUCUGGGGUGCCUCGAGACGUCGAGAAAGCGAGAGAGAGACGUAGACGUGUAACAGGUGGAGUUUCUCAGGAUAAGGAGCAAGUAUAUUCUCUUUACAAACCACUGGGAUUGAGAGUCCUAGGACAGCAGUGCAAGUAUGGGGCUUGGAGUAAGUCUGGAUUACACUUUUGAGUAUCAGGAUUUGGAUUUACUUAUAUUGUGUUCUUUCAACUUUAAAAAAUAUGUUGUUUUUUUGCAGUUCAUAUUAAACGUUUAGCCCUCGGUUCAUGGCUGCUUCUUAGUUUGUUUUAUAAAGUUCUACAUGUUAUGAAGUUCUAAAUGUACUCCUUAUCUAAACCCUGAUUAGGAAAGAGGCACAUUGAUAGUUUACACUUUCUCAUCAUUAACGUACCUUUUGACAUACAGAAGGGGAAAGAUGAUUAUAAGCUGGCGGCGACCUCAGAGGACAAUGGAAAUAAAAAGAGUAAAAAGGAGGUGAAGAAAGCAAAGGAGAAGAAGGACAUGGACGAUCUGAAAAAGGAAGUUGACCUGGUGAGGAAAACUGGUUAUGUAUUAAUUGACUAAUUCAAUUAAUCGAAUUUAGUAGACAUGAACAAUGCACAUUAAUCCAUAUGCAAUUUUCACAUCAAAGCACUUGAGUUGGCUGCAAAAAUUAUUUUAAUCCGUAGUCCCAGAGAUUAUUAAAAUAGUAUGAUAUAGCAUAAAAAAUGUCAUUAUUUUCUGCAAGAAAAUACUUAAGUAAACAGGAAGCCUAUUAGUCUCUGUGGACCAGAAAAUAUGCAGCAUACAACCUUUCAAAUGUGCAUCAAGCUCUUUUGUUUCUAGAUUUGUAUUUGGGUACUCAUCUGCAUUUGAAUUUCCUUGCUAUUACUCUGCAGUGAGUCUUGGAGGCCGUUUUAAAACCCCAAUAGCCUGUGUUUAAACUUUAGAGGAACAGUAGCCUAUCUUUGGAAACAACUUGUUUUUAAACAUGCAGGAGAAUAAAAACGUACGUGUGCACUGUGCAGUACUCUUUCAGGGAAGGAAUGUGAACCAAACAAUUCCAUCCGUCAUACAGAAACGCAUGACUUAUCUAUGGUUUAUAUUAAAAUUCGAUGCAGCAUGACCUUAUCAUGCCUAGGAUCAUUUCAAAUUGUUUGAGGAAUGUGUUUCAUAACUAUGAAUGUUCUGCAUAUACUUUCGCCAUGGGGAAAAGUUGAGAGAACUCCCUAGUUCAACAAGCAACUUUCUUUCUUUCUUUCUUUCUCUCUCUCUCUCUCUCUCUCUCUCUCUCUCUCUCUCUCUGAUUUAGGAUGACCACAAGUUGACCUUGGAUGAACUUCACAGGAAAUACGGCACAGACUUAGCCAGGGUGAGUGAGUGUAUAUGUGUGUGUGUGCAUGUGUGCCUUUUAAACUGACAACCAGUUGGAUCUGUUGCUCCUAAGGAUUAUUGCUGACUGUAAUUUGAAGAGUAUUGAGGUCAUGGAGGUUACGGCACGAGGUCAUAUCGUAGGUAGAACUAUCUACCACUGAAUCUUUGCAUAUGAAACAUAUCUAUAUCUUCCUAAAGUUUACACAGAGUUUGGAGUCAAAUAUAUAUUUUCCGAUAGUGUGACUCCCUUCACAUUAUUAUUAUUAUUAUUAUUAUUAUUAUUAUUAUUAUUUAAUCCUUUAUUUAACCAGAGGUCACAUUGAGAUUUAUGUCUCUUUUACAAGUGAGCCCUGGCCAGGAAAGUGGCAUACAUAGUAAAUACAACAUAAAACACAACAUAAAAACACAAGUUAAAACGGUGCAUAGUGCAUAUGGAUGAGACUUUUUCCAUAUGUGUGACAACAAGUCAGAUACACAUGAACCAUUUUAAACAAGCCAUUGGAUAGGCCUAAUGCAGGGCACACAAUUGGUGCAAUAUCUUCAGCUUUGUGUGGUGUACAAUUAGGACAGGCCUAAACAUUAUUUUGUGUGGAAAGGAUAACAGUUAAACACUAUUUUGGUGAUGGAGCAUAGAUAAUGAUCUGUUGAUAUUUGAUCCAGGGAUUAAGCAGAAUUUCCACUACAAGGGCCACAUUCACACGGGAACAUUGAAAGCACUAUGUAGUGAUGAGGGGCGAGGUGGUGUGUGUGUGUGUGGGGGAGGGGGGGGUUAGCUUGACAGAUUUUCUUGCUGACACAAGGGGAGGGGGAAGUUUUGAGUUCCAUAGGUAAUCACUCUACUACCUCUUACUCUACCUCUUGCUCGUCCCUCUUCCCUCCCUCCUCCUUUCCCUUCACUCUACCUUUUCCCUCUCUCCUUUUCUCUCAUCCCUCCCCCACCCAGGGUCUAACCUCAGCUCGGGCUAAGGAGAUCCUUCUUCGCGAUGGCCCCAACACCCUGACCCCUCCUCCCACUACCCCUGAGUGGGUGAAGUUCUGCAGGCAGCUCUUUGGCGGGUUCUCCAUGCUGCUAUGGAUCGGAGCUAUGCUCUGCUUCCUGGCCUACGGAAUCCAGGCCGCCUCCGAGGAUGAGCCGGCCAAUGAUAAUGUGAGAAUCAUAGAAUUCUGAGAUAAUUUUAGACUUAACAAAAACUACGAUGCCUCCAGUGCCUGAAAGGGUUUUCUCACUUAACCGUAACGUAAUAGUCUCAUAGUCUUUCUGCCUCUUCGUUUCUGUCCCUCACAGUUGUACCUGGGUGUUGUACUCUCUGUUGUCGUGAUUGUCACUGGCUGUUUCUCCUACUACCAAGAGGCCAAGAGCUCAAAGAUCAUGGACUCCUUCAAGAACCUGGUCCCACAGGUUAGACUUCUGCCUUUUCAAACACCUCUGAGAAGAACUUGAUUAUAUUGUCAUGUCUACGGAUUGUAAUCCUGUCACCUGCCUUGUAGCAAGCCCUGGUUGUCCGUGACGGUGAGAAGAAGAACAUCAACGCUGAAGAAGUGGUAGUUGGAGAUCUGGUGGAGGUGAAAGGUGGAGACAGGAUCCCAGCUGAUUUGCGUAUCGUCUCUGCCAGCGGCUGCAAGGUGGGUACUUUACAAUCCAAGAUCAUGUGUCACACACGUAGCCUUCCAAAAACUUCGGUCCGAACUCAGUUAGGCGAACCGAACGAGUGUGCUCGCAUACUCCCUUAAAAUACCUAAAAGACCAAUAGUACUGUUUGUCCAUUUUGAGACACCGUAGGCAGUAUACACUUUCUCAAAAUAGUCAGAAUUAAUGUAAGAUAAUUCAAGAAAUCUGUCUGAAAUGUUGUAGUUUUUGCUAAGGAGAUCUUAGUCGCACAAUCUAACUAAGCUGUUUUGUGCAGUAUUUCUCAAGUGAAAAAAUUUGCAUGAAAACGAGUCGUCUAUCGUUGAACAACAACAAACACUUCAUUGAGGAAUUCCUACUGUUGACCAAUGACCGACGAAGGGGCGUAGACUUCGGCUCCCGAACUUCGGCUGGCCUCGAGAAAAAUGUUGUGUGCACGAACAGCCCCCAAAAAACUUGCUGAAGACCAAAACGAAUAAAAAUGCCUCAAAAUGUCGUCAUAAUAUAUGACAAGCUGUUCUGAACUGUUUCGGAUGGGAAGCAUGCGGACACCUUUAGUGUCAUUCAAUGUUGUAUUGAUGCAAUUCUCUUUUCCCACUCAGGUGGACAACUCCUCCCUCACUGGUGAAUCUGAGCCCCAGACACGUACUCCGGAUUUCUCCAAUGACAACCCCCUGGAGACGAGGAACAUUGCCUUCUUCUCUACCAACUGUGUUGAAGGUAAAUAACUUCUGUAACUAGCCGUAGUGAUUGAAUAGUUCAAAUAACUUUAAAUGUAUCGCUAAGACAUUUUGUUAUUCUAAACCAUAUUCUCCAUGUUUUGUCAGGAACUGCCAGAGGUAUCGUCAUCAACACUGGUGACCACACUGUAAUGGGUCGUAUCGCCACCUUGGCCACGAGUCUGGAGGGUGGGAAGACGCCUAUAGCCAAAGAGAUUGAGCACUUUAUCCACAUCAUCACCGGUGUGGCCGUCUUCCUGGGCGUGUCUUUCUUUGUCCUCUCCCUCAUUCUGGGAUAUGGUUGGCUGGAAGCUGUCAUCUUCCUCAUUGGAAUCAUCGUCGCUAAUGUGCCAGAGGGUCUCCUGGCUACUGUAACUGUGAGUACCGAUGAAGAGUCAUGUUUAACAAAAACUUUAGUCCUAACAACAAAACUUAUUUUGUCUCAUUGUUGAUUUUUUAACUGUCUGCUAUGGCUUUCUAUCGUAGGUGUGUCUAACUCUGACUGCCAAGCGUAUGGCCAAGAAGAACUGCCUGGUGAAGAAUCUCGAAGCUGUUGAGACCCUGGGCUCCACCUCCACCAUCUGUUCCGACAAGACUGGAACCCUGACUCAGAACAGAAUGACCGUGGCUCACAUGUGGUUCGACAACCAGAUCCAUGAGGCUGACACCACAGAGAACCAGAGCGGUACCUGCUUCGACAAAAGCUCUGCCACCUGGGCUGCCCUGGCUAGAGUCGCUGGCCUGUGCAACCGCGCCGUCUUCUUGGCAGAACAGAACAACGUACCAAUCCUCAAGAGAGAUGUGGCUGGUGAUGCUUCAGAGUCUGCCCUGCUGAAGUGUAUCGAGCUGUGUUGCGGAUCUGUCAAAGACAUGAGAGAAAAGUACAGCAAGAUCGCUGAGAUUCCCUUCAACUCGACCAACAAAUACCAGGUAACCACAUGCGCUCUUUGUAGUAUCUGUGGGUUAACAAAGGGUUAAACUGAGUUGUAGAAGGUGGUGUGACUUAAAAUCAGGAUGGAUGGCUUUUCUCAAUCAGCUUGGAAAUGCCACUUUGUAUCGACAUCCAAUAAGUUGCCAGAACUUUAGUUUACCAGGCACUGUAGGCUACUCACUGGUCAUUGCCUGCUAAUUUAAAUUUAAACUCUCUUCAUGGUGUCAUCUGAUCAAAAACCAAUUCAUUUCGCCCCUAGCUCUCCAUUCAUAAGAACAUCCUGGCCGGAGAGUCCAAGCACCUGCUGGUGAUGAAGGGCGCCCCUGAGAGGAUCCUGGACCGCUGCUCCACCAUUUUGAUCCAGGGCAAAGAACAGCCUCUGGAUGACGAGAUGAAGGAAGCCUUCCAGAACGCCUACGAAGAGCUGGGAGGGCUGGGAGAGAGAGUGCUCGGUAACAGGGCACACGCCAAUAUGGGAUAAUAUGCAUUCAAAGGUUUUGGACUGAAUGAACAGACUAGAACAGUGGUAUUUAAACUUUUUCAGCGGGGACCCCAUUUUUUCCACCAGAAUUUAUUGUGACCCCACCCCAAAUCUAAUGACAUAACCUUAAAGUGGCAAUCUCGAGUUGCUACAUCCAUUUUUUGACUUGUAAAUUAUUGAUAAGUACCCAUUGAAUAAAUGCCUCAUGAGCUUAGUUUAACUGUCGUAAACCAUCAUAACCCAAAAUAACCCAAUGUUUGUAAACAAAGUAAAUGUAAACAAACACUAUAUAGCGUCAAAAUCAUUUUGAUAUCAUGGAUGGUCAAUCCUUGCAUCUAUAGCUCUGUCUAUGAGGGGUAUCAUUUCUCCAGCCCCAUCCCUCAGCUUUUUACCGAACCAGGGGUGUGGAGACCGCUUUGUUAUUGUUUCAUCUGCUGAUUGCCGCUUUAAAAUUGGUAAAUGUCUAUUUUUACAUCAACAACUAACCUUCAAUUCAUUACAUUUUCAAAAUGAAAAGAAAUCAAUAAAAAUAUUUACUCCAUAAAUAAACAAUAUAUUAAAAUGAUCUUUCUCAAAACCAUUUGUAUACUGUCCCAUACAAUAAUCUGUACUCUUUAUUUAUUUGCGACCGCAAUGCAGUUCGACCCUGACUGGUCUAGAACAUGCAGGAUUGGUUCUAGCGUGUCACUGACUCUGUGUCCUUUUCAGGUUUCUGCCAUUUCCAGCUCCCUGAUGACCAGUUUGCCGUAGGCUUUGACUUUGACUGCGAAGAGGUGAACUUCCCCACUGAGAAUCUGUGCUUCGUUGGCCUAAUGUCCAUGAUUGACCCCCCCCGUGCUGCUGUGCCUGACGCUGUGGGAAAGUGCAGGAGUGCUGGAAUCAAGGUAUGGCAUUAUCACACUAAACACAACUCUUCAGUCAAUCCACAUAGCAGCCACUGUGAUCAGACCACUCCUCUUCCCUUCCUUCCAUUAGGUUAUCAUGGUCACUGGUGAUCAUCCCAUCACUGCUAAGGCCAUUGCCAAGGGUGUGGGCAUCAUCUCUGAAGGAAACGAGACUGUUGAGGACAUUUCUGCUCGUCUGAAAAUUCCAGUUUCUGAGGUCAAUCCAAGGUAUGUUGCAGUUUGUUUGGGAUCAUUUCAGUGUAUGUCAUCAUACUAUCUACACUUAAAGAGGAGUGACAGAAACAUUUAUUUAGCCUUUUGGGGGCAUCAUCAGAACAUACCAAUACAAGCCCCUAUAUUUAGCUUGUAUUUUUUAUUUUCCAUCUUUGUACCCUCUAGAGAUGCCAAGGCCUGUGUUGUCCACGGUGGAGAGCUGAAGGACCUUUCCGGCGAACAGUUGGACGACAUUUUGGCUAAUCACACUGAGAUUGUGUUUGCCAGAACUUCUCCUCAGCAGAAGCUGAUCAUUGUGGAGGGUUGCCAGCGUCAGGUACUAUUUUAUUUAAUUAAUGCAUGCUCAUGAGUCAGUCAGGAUGAUUGCAUCUUACUUUUGGAAUUUCUAACAUCUGUAAACACCUCUCUUACUUAUCCACAGGGUGCUAUUGUGGCUGUGACAGGAGAUGGUGUGAACGAUUCUCCGGCUCUGAAGAAGGCUGACAUUGGUGUUGCUAUGGGUAUCUCUGGAUCUGACGUCUCCAAGCAGGCUGCAGACAUGAUCCUCCUGGAUGACAACUUUGCCUCCAUUGUGACUGGUGUUGAAGAGGGUAAGAGAAGCUCUGGCGAUGACCAUCAAUCUGCUGGGUUUUUCCAUCCUUCUCUCAUCACCCUGACUAUCCCGUCCCCCCAUCCUCUAUUUCCCCUCAGGCCGUCUGAUCUUUGACAACUUGAAGAAGUCCAUAGCCUACACACUGACCAGUAAUAUUCCAGAAAUCUCACCCUUCCUCCUCUUCAUCCUCGCCAACAUUCCACUGCCCCUAGGAACUGUCACCAUCCUCUGUAUUGACCUGGGAACUGAUAUGGUGGGUCUUUCAGAUGUGGAUACUCCUCCUUUGUGAACAAUCUGAUCUUGUGUUCUGGUGCAUUAUGAAGAACAAUGCAUUUUUUUAGAGGUUGUUUGGAAGGUCUUUGAACUAAAAUCAAAGUUACCAACAAAAUGUUUCUAAUUUGGAUGAUCUUUCCCAUCAUUACCUUCAAGGUCCCAGCUAUCUCCCUGGCCUAUGAAGAAGCUGAGAACGACAUCAUGAAGAGACAGCCCAGAAACCCCAAAACUGACAAACUGGUGAACGAGAGGCUCAUUAGCAUAGCCUACGGUCAAAUCGGUAAGGCGUUAAUUUGGCCCUGCUUCUGUUUUGCCUACCUUUACUGGGUCUUGUUGCGUUGUAUGUUGACCAGUCAGUUUCAUAGCACAUUAACAAUCUGAUCAAUGUCUCUUCAUUGACAAAAAUACUCUCCUCAUUUUUACUCUCCACAGGUAUGAUGCAGGCCACAGCCGGUUUCUUCACAUACUUUGUGAUCCUGGCUGAGAACGGGUUCUUGCCCAUGGAUCUGCUGGGUAUACGUGUGGACUGGGACAACAAGUUAAUGAACGACUUGGAGGACAGCUACGGCCAGCAGUGGGUCAGUACACAAACACCGCUCUGCUUUUUGCUGUACUAACGGAUUAGCAUUGGCCUUUUUUUGAUGUCAUAAAUUCUCGAUGAGAGCUUUUUCAAUCUCUCUCCCAAUUUUUUUGUUUAGUUUAUUCCAGUAUACAUGGCAGCUAAAAGCUGAAUUGCUUAUAUAUAAGGAAAUUCAAGAUAACAAAAUAAAUCAGUAAAUGUGAUACAGUAUCAAGAAAGUUGAGAAGUCAUGGAUGGGAUCACGGAUCAGGGUUGUUGCACAGCUUGCAUUUCAGAUAGUCAGCAGAGGAAAUAUCGAUGGUCUUGAGAAAGACAGAGCAUCUCAGUCACUGCUAGGGAUUCAGACAGACAGGUCCGUAGCCUCAGCAGUGCACCUCACAGUCCCUAACGUCUUCUCCGUGCUUUGGUCUUCAUAGAUAGCUUGCUACUAGUCCUCCAGAACUACCAUUUGUGCAGCACCCUCUUGUGGAUGCCACUACUGCCGCUGGCGCACAGGCUCACCGCAUAUUUGGUAACAGAGUAGUCAGCAAUCGUCACUACUGUAAUGUAACAAUGUAAUAAUUAUGUCCUCUCUCUCUUGUUUUUAUCCAUAUGUCUCUCUACACACUCUCUCUUUCUAUGGUCUACAAUCCAUCCUUCAGACAUAUGAGCGCAGAAAGAUUGUGGAGUUCACCUGCCACACAGCAUUCUUUGCCAGUAUCGUAAUUGUACAGUGGGCCGAUUUGAUCAUCUGUAAGACCAGGAGGAACUCUAUCCUUCAGCAGGGAAUGAAGUGAGUACACACAUCUAUCUUUGUGGUCUUGGUCUAGGUCUGGGUCCUAAGAGGUUUUUUCUUAGGAUUGAUCUUCACUACUCUGCUCUUGACUUGACCUCUGCUCACAUCACCAGAAUCAGAAUCAGCUUUAUUCGUCAAGUACAUUUACACAUACUCAGCAUUGUACUUAGUGAUAUGGUGCUGUUAGCAAUAGACAGCAUUAGAGACAGAAUACAGACAGAGCAAUUUCACAAAAUUGAUAAAGUGUGCAUAAAACUGAAGAGUAAGAGUGAAUUUACAGAGAGGAUAUACAAAUGUACAGUAUAAGUAUAUUGUAGAGAACCAGGACUCAAACCCGGGUCCAGCGACUGUCAAGCCAGCAAUUUAACCACUAUUAUUAUUUUGUUUUUCCUCCCACCUCAGGAACCGUAUUCUCAUCUUCGGACUGUUUGAGGAAACCGCCCUGGCUGUCUUCCUGUCCUACUGCCCUGGAAUGGAUGUCGCCCUCAGAAUGUACCCACUCAAGUGAGUAGACCCAUCAGAUUCUCUUCUGUAUAUCAGCUUGGAACAAAGGUCACCACUGUUUUAAAAGAUGAGUGGUAAAAUGGAUGUAUAUUACAAUGGGCGGAGACUACUGUGGCCUCAGGAUCAGUUGGGGUUCACUAGUUAGCUGAAGUGUAAUGGGGUUUACUGCCCAACCAAGAGAGGAAACACCAUUUGACAUUUAGGGGCCCUGUAGGCGCAUUACCGCCCUGUUUUACGCUCAAUUUAAUAUCUUUAUUCUUUCCCUUCUCUCUUUCCUUCUCUCUUUCCUUCUCUCUUUCCCUUCUCUCUUUCCCUUCUCUCUUUCCCUUCUCUCUUUCCCUUCUCUCUUUUCCUUCUCUCUUUUCCUUCUCUCUUUCCCUUCUCUCUUUCCCUUCUCUCUUUCCUUCUCUCUUUCCUUCUCUCCUUCCUUCUCUCCUUCCUUCUCUCUUCUCUCUUUCCUCAGGCCUUGCUGGUGGUUCUGUGCCUUACCCUACUCUCUGCUCAUCUUCCUCUAUGAUGAGGGUAGGAGAUACCUCUUGCGACGAAACCCAGGAGGUAAGUGCUCAGAGACUAUGGACGAAAACAAGCUGUUAAGAUAACGUCAACAAUUUUACAUCAAAGUUAAUUAUUGUGUAAUAACAUGACAAUGGCAUGUAGGAUUGGGAAUGCCGAAUUAUUUAAUUUGUCUCAUGGAGAUUUUCAGUGGCGAGAUGAAAUCUAACAAAUGUUGUUCUUCUCUCUGAAUGUUCUCUUCUUUAAGGUUGGGUGGAACAGGAGACCUACUACUGACACAAAGAGGCUAUCCCCAGGAUCACUCAAUGUCACUCUGCUGCUGCAUCUCAACCAACAACAUUACACUACAUUUCAAUCUGCUACAUUACCAUUUCAUUCAAUGAACACUGCGAUGAUGCACUGAGCUACAUUGAGGAGUUCUUGAUUGUGAUAAUGCAAUUUGGAAUAAACAUCACUUCAGCACUAA
This is a messenger RNA of Coregonus sp. 'balchen', 10398 nucleotides long. Lineage: Eukaryota; Metazoa; Chordata; Actinopteri; Salmoniformes; Salmonidae. The record is from the annotation of a GenBank genome assembly.